AUGUUUAGGGUACAGCGCAGUUACAGGAGCCCCUCCGUCGGAGCGAGCAGGCCAGUGGGGACUGAAGUAUCAAAACCUGGCUGGGUCCUUGAGACGGGUCCCUGCCCUGGGCUGGAAGGGACAGGAGCCUACCUUCCUGAUGAAUAUCUGUUAUCGCUGAAGUUUCUCUUUGGCUCAUCAGCCACCCAGGCUUUGGACCUAGUUGAUCGACAAUCCAUCACCUUAAUCGCAUCACCCAGUGGAAGGCGUGUUUACCAGGUACUUGGAAGUUCUGGGAAAACAUACACAUGUUUGGCUUCUUGUCAUUACUGUUCAUGUCCUGCAUUUGCCUUCAAGGUGCUACGGAAGAGUGACAGCAUCCUGUGCAAGCAUCUCCUGGCAGUUUACCUUAGUCAGGUUAUGAGGACCUGUCAGCAGCUAAGUGUCUCCGACAAGCAGUUGACUGACAUAUUAUUGAUGGAGAAGAAACAAGAACCAUAAAAGGGCAAAUGAAGGACCAGAUGAAAAAUCCUGUCCUAGAAGGAAACUACAGGUACUACCAGGGAUUUUCAGUCUGAAGAAGAAAAGACAAAAUAGGUAACAAGAGUAUUAGAAGAGAGAGCAAAGAAAAGAAUUCAUGAAGAAGAAAAUAAAAUCAAUUUCAUCAUAAGACAAGAACUUAUGGUAAAGCUGCCCACAGCCAGAAGAGGAUCCUAGAAGGACAGGAACUCCCUGUCUGCAGCAUUUCAUAAGCAUGUAAUAUCCUUGCGGGGAUACAGCAGAAGGAAUUGAUGCAAUGGACAAACAAAUGAUAUUGGUGAUUUUACAGCCUAAGAAAGGCCCAUGCUUUUGCCCCCAGAACAUGAAGUGCUAGUGAAUAAAUGCUGGGUGAAAAGCCCAGGGCCCAGAUGUUGUAAUGUUCUGUGGUUGGCAGAUGUUUUUUGUUUUGUUAAAGUGUGACAAAUAAAAUCUAUCAAGACUUUUCUGCUACUCGGAAAA
This is a messenger RNA of Callithrix jacchus (white-tufted-ear marmoset), 978 nucleotides long. It is a transcript of the gene ZSWIM7, whose product is annotated as zinc finger SWIM-type containing 7. The record is from RefSeq and is a predicted model, not a curated record. Lineage: Eukaryota; Metazoa; Chordata; Mammalia; Primates; Cebidae. Gene Ontology annotation, molecular function: zinc ion binding. Gene Ontology annotation, cellular component: Shu complex. Gene Ontology annotation, biological process: double-strand break repair via homologous recombination.